Cladophialophora psammophila CBS 110553 is the source of this 396-nucleotide messenger RNA. RefSeq names its product 50S ribosomal protein L31e. Gene Ontology annotation, molecular function: structural constituent of ribosome. The record is from RefSeq and is a predicted model, not a curated record. Lineage: Eukaryota; Fungi; Ascomycota; Eurotiomycetes; Chaetothyriales; Herpotrichiellaceae. The transcript has 3 exons. Gene Ontology annotation, biological process: cytoplasmic translation. Gene Ontology annotation, cellular component: ribosome; cytosolic large ribosomal subunit. Bases 1 to 396 code for a protein of 131 amino acids.
AUGGUGAAAGACAACCCCAAGACCCAGCCAAAGCAGACGGGCAAGAAGUCUCGUUCUGCGAUCGGAGACGUCGUCGCGCGCGAGUACACCAUCCAUCUACACAAGCGAGUUCACGGCAUCAGCUUCAAGAAGCGAGCGCCCCGAGCGAUCAAGGAGAUUCGAAGAUUCGCCACACAGGCCAUGGGAACAAGCGAUGUGCGGCUCGACCCACAAUUGAACAAAAAGGUCUGGGAAUCUGGAAUCAAGGGUGUCCCCUUCCGCCUCCGGGUCCGGAUUUCGAGGAAGAGAAACGACGAAGAAGGAGCCAAGGAGAAGCUGUAUUCCUAUGUCCAGGCCGUGAACGUCAAGGAAAGGGAGGCAAAGGGCCUGCAGACUGUCGUUGUUGAGGAUUCGUGA